AUGUCAGACGGAACAUUUUUAGUUUGUUUAACAGGUCAAAUCGAAUGGAUAGAUAUAUUAGCAACAAGCGGCACUUCAUGGCAUUGUAAAUAUGAGUUUUCAUCAGGUCCAGACUGGAAAGUGUCAGGAGGAUUAGAAUCGGGUCUCUCUCAAGUUGCGAAUAUUGUGAACAAUGGUGAUAAAGUCAUACUAAAUCUACCGAUAGAAAUUCAGUUCAAAUCUACAAACCCUUACGGCUGGCCUCAAAUUGUUUUAAGUGUUUAUAAAAAUUCAACACUUACUGGAUAUGGAAGGUGUCACAUGCCCAUAAAACCAGGUAUAUAUAAGUUAGAAGUGUUUUUGUCGAAACCUCAAGCUUCGUCGAUGUUAGGAUAUUUAGCAUCAUUUUUUGGAUAUCAGCCAGAAUUAUUACAACCAAAAAUGUUAGCAACUACGGCAGGAAAUAAUCUGCUGCUUAUGGAAACCACAGGACACGCUUUAAUUUCAGUUAAUGUUAUUACACAAGGAUUCCAAAAUUUAGGAUAUGAUAGAGGAGCAGUAAAAGAUUGAUAAAACUAUUAAAAUUUUAAAAAGAUAAAUAUUUUAUAUUUUUGUACUCUUUACUGUAAUAAUUUAUUACAUUUUUAACAAUAAAAUAUAUC
Diabrotica balteata is the source of this 641-nucleotide messenger RNA. Lineage: Eukaryota; Metazoa; Arthropoda; Insecta; Coleoptera; Chrysomelidae. The record is from the annotation of a GenBank genome assembly.